UGCCCGAGGACGCCAGUCGACGCCGGGCGUCCCGUGCGUGCAGUCGUGGGAACUAUCGUCGUCGUUCGACGAUCGCGCGAACGUGCUUUCCAAUCGUUCUUCGCACCCCUUUGGUUGAUCGAGGAUCGUCCUCCGUCGAUCGACCGUGGUCGCGUUCGUCCCAACGUCCGUCUUUGUAAACGUAAUUCCUUCGUCUCGUAAAGCAGUCUCGGUUCCCACUGUAAAGGUGAAGAGGGGUGGGUUCGAUCGAAGGGACGUUCGAUCGAUAGCGCGCUCACGAGUCGCGAUCUUUCUCGCCGCCGCGUGAACAGUGACUGAUGUUAGGAUGCGCUGCAGAGACGUGAUCUUUUACAAAAUCUUGACUUAAGCGGUGCCGUCGAGCGAAAGUGUGGUGUGGAACGUCGUGAACGAUCGGCCACUGAUCCGUUUCGAUGGAAGGUCGUCCGGAUGGGCCAUCUGGAGAACGUUUCCGGCGGAUGCUGAUCUCACCGGUUCUCACCGACAAAUCACUUUCAGAUCGGAGCGGGCGUGCGUGCGCGGACGAACGCCGGUGUGGACCAUUUCGCGAGUGGCAGGACGACCUUGAAAGUUCGUACGAACUGUCGGAGGAGGCGAGGGACUCUGUUGGUGUGCCUGUUCGUUGCGGAUGCGGAUCGUACGCGGAUCGUGCUUGUGUCAACGGGUUCGCCAAGUUGCAGCGGAAAGUAUUGGUGCUUGUUAGAGGUAGCAAGGAAACCGUUUCCAACGUCGUGCCCAGGAUGGCCGCAAUCUUCGUCGUCGUGUGCCUCCUGCUGCUGGACACUCGGCCAACGUUUGCUGCCAACAAUGUUACAGUCGUUUCCGUUACCAGCGUCCCGGAUCCCGAGUUCGUCGAUGAAAUAGGAAAUAUCACAGUGCCAGCGGGACGUAACGUGAAAUUAGCCUGCAGCGUCAAGGAUUUAGGGCCAUACAAGGUGGCCUGGAUGCUUUUCGACAAGAGCGCUAUCCUGACAGUACAAAGUCACGUUAUUACCAGGAACCCGAGGAUAUCCGUGACGCACGAUAAGCACAGGACCUGGUUCCUACAUAUCAAAGAUGUGCGGGAGGACGACAAGGGAAAGUACAUGUGCCAGAUUAAUACGGCGACCGCGAAAACACAGUAUGGCUAUUUGCACGUCGUAGUGCCUCCAAAUAUAGAGGACUACCAGUCCUCGUCAGACGUCAUUGUGCGAGAAGGGGCGAACGUGAGUCUAACGUGCAAAGCGACUGGCAGCCCCAAACCAGCCAUAAGUUGGAAGAGAGACGACGGCUCGAAGAUCUCGAUUAACAAAACGUUCUCUGUAUUGGAGUGGAAAGGCGACACACUGGAUAUCACGCGUAUCUCAAGACUGGACAUGGGCGUUUAUUUAUGCAUCGCGACGAAUGGCGUCCCUCCGACAGUGAGCAAGCAGAUCAAAGUCUCUGUCGACUGUAAGCGAAUAACUUUCGUUUCAACCUAUAUUUUAAUCAAUCAUUCGUUCAAUCUUUUCUCCCUUUUUCUUUUUAAACAAAUUAAGAAUUCAUUUGAAAUGUUUGACGUAGUAAAAUUAAGUUAGACAAAUUUCUUGUUUCAGUUUAUACAA
Messenger RNA from Frieseomelitta varia, 1601 nucleotides. RefSeq names its product neurotrimin-like. Gene Ontology annotation, cellular component: neuron projection. The coding region runs from base 432 to 1574 and encodes 380 amino acids. Lineage: Eukaryota; Metazoa; Arthropoda; Insecta; Hymenoptera; Apidae. The record is from RefSeq and is a predicted model, not a curated record. The transcript has 5 exons.